UUAUUAUUUCAAGUGCAAUUUGCGGAUCACAAUACUGUGUCACCUAUUGUGCUUAUUGAUUUUAUCGGUAUCGCAAGGCUUUCAACAACUGGCGAACUACAGAACAUAAUAUUCCCGGGUGUAUACAGAAUUUUCGAUUGAUCGGCUAUUUUAACUCGCUUGCUAGCAUAUAUACCAUGAUGAAACGUAUACUGUAUAAGCAUUAACUACAUUAAGAUGCAUUUCGGUGACACUUUAAUGGUAUACCGAACAUGUAUGAUCUGUACAGAGGACGGGGAAUCUUAGAGAGCGGAUUAAUAUUAUGUGUGCGUGGCUAGGGGAAUAAUCUGGUAUGGAGGAUUAAACAAAUAGUAAUUGCAUACGACGAUUUACAGAUAGAUUGAAGUUUAAAUGUACAAAAACUAAUCGCGAAGUUUUAAAUACAAUACAAUCUAGUAGCUGGCGUACCCUCGAUCAGUGUCGGUAGGACGUGUGUUACUUUUGUAGUGUUUCAACUCUGAUACACCGUGGAUUAACGGGGACACUGUUUGAUUAAGGGUCAGAGGUUUAUUGACACUGUCUUCUUUAAGAUGGUACAUCUAGGUAUCUUGUAGCUGUCAAACUGUGAAAGCGGCAAGUAUCUCACGUGGACAUGUUAAGCCAGUGUACUUAAGACCCGGGGUCGCUCUUUAAAAAUAACUUAGAUAUCUACUAAGGUAUCACAAUUGUUGCGAUGUUUCUUUGGGGUAUAUUUAUAUUAAAAUUGGCUUCAUCAACAAAGUAUAUGUAUGCAAUUAAGGAUCAUUAAUUCGGUAUGGUUUACCAGUGACUCUUUAAUGAGACUGCGUUACAGAUGGUCAGUAAAGCUGUUUGCGAUGGACAUUUAAUUGAAUUAUUACGUUGCCACAAAGGUUAAGACCUUUCGGUUGGGAUGCAGGACAAUGUAGGAUAUAUUCUUACAAACAUGCCGUGAGGAGAUGUACUCUAAUAUGUGUGUUAGUCGAUAUUUACUGAAACGAAACUGCGGAAAUGGACUACGAAUCGUCGCGCAGCGUCUAUGCCCAGAAUGGAAGUGCCAACCGAAGAUCUUCUCAGGAAACGCAGCCAUCCCAGACGGAAGUGCCGACAUGGGAGGAGAAGCCCCGGUCGCUCAAGGAUCUGGUAAUCAGGGGAAAGUACCCGUGCAUUGUGAAAGUGAACUCGUCGGUCGUAAAAAAGUAUAUGGGUCACACCACUGGCGGCGACGGUACGCAUGGAGUCGCGGAGGAGGUCUUACACGUUAUUGAGCUUCGUCGGCAUAAAAUGGUGGUCGGCACCAAACUGCACUGGGAGCGCAUGACAUCCGACUACACGCGCACCGACAAGCACUUCCAGAUAAACGUGGCACAAAAAGGAUGGUUUGAGGUUUUACCUGAAAAUGGCCAGCCAGUUGAAUACUUCGACACCAUUCACGCAAUCGUUGGACUCCGGUGCAAACAAUUCCUGGUGCGAACCUCCUUAGUUGGUUACCAGCUCAGCUCUGAAAACGGCGUAAGCAGUUGGGUACCACUGGAAAUCAGACCUGGAGAAAUAUUAACGACUGGAAUCAUCCACAUGGACCAGAAGAAAACGAAGAAAAAGACGCUAUUCAGGCGGUUGUUUAGUUGGAGUAACAAUUCAGAUAAAAAGGAAAAAGAGCUUAAGUAUCUACAGUGUUUUGAUAGUGAGCACCGGGAAAUAAUGGUGCCGUUGAUAAUGACUGGUGUUUUUAGUCCGGUUGGGGAACCAACUAGCACCAAUUAUGACGCCGUUUAUAGUCUUCACGAUUUAAUUAGUGCAUUUAACUUGCCACUUAAAGUCCAGCUCAUUCACACAGACGCUCAUUCGGCCGGUGCUAUUCCAAGUGGUGUGGUACUUUUAGAGCGUCUGCAGGACAAUGAUUCAGUGCUUGUCAGUACGCAUCCUUACGAUGAAAACGUGACACCGACUUUUGAAAUUCCGCUCAACGACGACAUUCAAGUAUUUAAAGAAAAGAUAAAGAAAUCGAAAACCCAGUCUAUCGUUUCGAACUCAAAUGUGGCACUUAUAGAAAACGGCGAUGACGUAGUGGAUAAUAUUCAAAUAAAUCUUCCCAUUCGAUUCAAAGAGCCUAAGAAGUCCAAGGGGAUCACAAUUCUAGACAAGCUCAGUGUGCGAUCAAAGAGCAGAAAGGAGCGAGCCAGUCUAAAAGCACUUCAAGAGGAGGGCGUAUUCUCAUCCAGGCUCAGUAAAACGGAUCUUACCUUCGACGAUCUGUGCAAAAACGCCGAAGACGAAACUGCUGAGGCAGAAAAUAAUUUUCAAACACCACAUGUGGCGGAUGAAACAGAUCCGUACAAAACCAAAAAGCAAAUUGAUAUCGAAAACGGGUAUUCGGAAAAUACCAGAAGACAAACGAGUACCGUACAAGGUCGGGACCUUCCACCGCUUCCGAGCAAAACGAGGGGCUCUGGUAACAGGCAUUAUCAAUCAAAAGAGAACGACUACGAGGAACUUCCGGUGGCACCAGGACCGCCUCAGCCAUCUCACUUUUACCUCGGAAACAAUACCGACGGUGAUGCGGACGGUUAUAUGACGCCCGCCCGGUUUAAGGAGCUGAAUGAAGCGAACAAGGGUGAUUAUGACAAUGUGGUCAAAAGAAAACCACCGACAGCUCCCAAACCGGAUUAUGCUCGCAUAUCACGUGCCAGAAAAGCGAGGAGCGAGUAUUCGCCUUCCGAAAGUUACCAAUUUGAUCAAGAUUUUGUUGAUAUUGUUGGGCAGCAUGUUAGCUCCGCGACCUCAAAUGGUUAUAGUCGAGUACCUGUCAUGACAAGUCCUUAUGACCGACGGUCGUCUCCUGCGGGCAUACCGUAUCAAGAGGACUUAACUAGAACUUUUACCCCCGACAAUCGCCGUUUCCAUGACGACUUGGAUAUGGUUUCAUCUAAGCCUUUAUCAGGAUUUAUGAAAAUGAAAUCGCGAUCACAUAAAAAUCUGAACGUUGAAAUGAACGCUACUAUACGUAGUCAUAAUGUGAGAAAAAUCCGAAACGCUAUGGAUGUGUUUAGUUAUAAUGAUUCACUAAGAGACUUGCGGCAACCCUUCCCAAAUGGCGCCAACGAGCAGCCAAUGGAACAACCUUACGGUCGCGUGGUGGAUAAUGAACGUAUCAAAUCAUACCUCUACGCCCAACAGAUUCCGUACGGACGUCUUAGCGGCUCGCACUACGUGGAAAGCGAGCCGGGAUUUAAGCGCUACCCGCGCCAGAACUCGAACGCCGCCCUUAGCGACUCCUUCCCUAAAUACGGCGAUGACUCAGCGAUUUCUAUGAACUCCCGGGGUGAAUACGGCGUGUUCCAGGGCGAAAGUGAAUACAGUUAUUCCGAAUACGCCGAAUGGCACGACGAUGGGUGGAUACCACCAGACGACAUUUCGAACCUCUCCGUUUUGGAGGUGAGCAAGUCGCUACGCUUUAUUGGCAUGAAAGAUCGCGUGGUGAUACGGUUUGCGCGGGAACAGAUCGACGGCAACAUGCUGCAGACGUUGGAUCAUAAACUUCUCAUGGACGGAUUUCCGGAACUUAACGCUUUAGACGUAAAGAAGAUAUUGGAUUUUGUUGGCGGCUGGAGACCUAGGAAAUGACGACACGGCGAAUAUACCACGAGCGAAGCUGGAAAAUAUGAUUCACAAUAAUAUUGUUCACAUAGGAUAAAAAUAGGAUCCUAUUCCUUACUUGAGUGAAGAUUUAGAUCUUAUAUUUACACUGUUUAUUUAGUUUGUUAGUGCGUCCGGUAUAUGAUCUACUAUAACGCUAAAUUAGUUUGUGAUUGUCACGUGUACCAUCUUUUCAAAAGGCAAAAUACAAUCCGAAAGGUAUAUGUAACUAAUGAAACCUUAGACUUAAUGUGUGUCAAACAUAUACUUUUUUUAAAGUAUGAUCCAGCGAUGCAAUUACUCCUGUAUUAUUUUUUGAUGUAAUAUAAAUUUAAUUCCACUCGUUUUGUGAAUUUCUAGUCGUGUUUUACUUAUCGAUAGUCUGUCCUUUUUAACGUGUUUACUUUAAGAAGUAGAUCUUUUUAUUUUGUGUUUUGUGUUAUGUGUUGACACUAGACAGAGCUAUUUUCUCCCUGUUAAAACAAUGGUUCGUCUUGCCACAGAGCGUAAUCUUUUAUUUUUAAACAUUUGUUCAUACUUUUUGUAUUUUUUUAAGAAUACAUAGGACAUUCAGCAGCAUCAUAACAGCAACAUAAUAUUUGUCCUAGGCAUUUGUCAUUGCAAAAAUUGCAAGUUAUUAAUUUCAAGAAACAAUCUUAAGAAAGUUAUGCAUUUCUGAAGUACUAGUAAUAAGCAUCAAUUAUGUGUUUCGUGCAGAACUUUUAUUCAAGUUAAUUAUGAAAUAUACAUAACGGUAGAUUCGUUUUUGUUGCAGAACCAAACAACGUGUCUCUGUAUGAACACACCUGAAUAGAAUUGUAGGGAUUUCCCAAAAGUGUUCACGAAUAAAUUUCGACUGUACAACAGAAAUAUGUUUGUAAUUUGAUAAAACUCUAAUUCGUACAUUUUCUAGGACUGAUUUUUCUAAACUUUUAUUAUAGUUUUUAUUCUAGCUUUUAUUCAUCAACAUUUGAUCAGCUCUGAUGUUUUCGUAAGAUCUCUUUAACAAAAUGGGAGGUUUACUAGACAUGAAUAAUUACUAAAUACAUUUUUGCAGUGGUUUGGUGACACCAGCCCAUUAUGAUAAAUUAUCUGUCUCAACUCUGAAUGAUAUCUAGAAAUGUUGUUGUCAUGGAAACAUAGCUGCUCUUUAUUGAUUUAUAAAGUAGAUAAUAAUGUACCGGUAAUACUUUAAUACUAGAGACAAAUCUAAUGAUAUCAGAACUUGAAGUCUUAUUGAUAGUUGCAAAAUUAGAAACUUUAGUAAUAAAGAAUCAUGGGUGAUGUCAAAAAUAACAGUAGGAGGAAAUAUAUGCAAUUACGUUUAUUUUCAGAACUUGUUAAGCAAUCAUAUUUUGUUGAUUGAAAGGGUUUGAAAGAAAAAUGUCCAUACCAGGGGUAGUUUGUUUAAAACAAGAUGACAAGUACGUUAGACAUAUUCAAUAAAACUUUCAUGAUUUCAAUAAUAAAUGCAGUGCUGUUAAAAUAUAUUUGAUUUGUUCAAUCGACUUAUCAUUAUUAAAAGUAAGUAUUAAAUGUUCUACAACAAUUAUGAUGUAUUUAACCUUUUAUUAGCUCACCUGAGCUGUGCUCAUGGUGAGCUUCUUUGAUCGCCUUUUGUCCGUCGUGCGUCGUGCGGCGUCAAUAUUUGCCUUGUGAACACGCCUGAGGCCACAUUUAUUGUCCGAUCUUCAUGAAACUUGGUCAGAACAUUUGUCCCAUUGAUACCUCGACUGAGUUUGAAACUGGGUCAUGCUGGGUCAAAAACCAGGUCACUAGGUAAAAAAAACAAAACCUUGUGAACACUGUAGAAGUCACAUUUGAUGCCCAAUCUUUAUGUAACUUUGUCAAAAUAUUUGUCUAAAUAUUAUGUUGGUUGAGUUCAAAAAUGGUUCCGGUCUGUUGAAAAACAUGGCCGCCAGGGGGCGGGGCAGUAUUCCUUAUAUGACUAUAGAGAAACCUUGUGAACACUCGAGAAGUCACAAUUUUUGCCCAAUCAUCAUGAAACUUGGUCAAAACAUUGGUUUCAUUGAUAUCUCGGACGAGUUCGAAAAUGGUCCAGAUCGGUGAAAAAACAUGGCCACCAGGGGGCGGGGCACUUUUCUCUAAAUGUAUAUAGUGAAAACAUGUGAACACUCAAGAAGUCACAUUUUGGUCCAAUCUUCAUGAAAUUUGGUCAGAACAUGUGUUUUCUGGAUAUGACGGUUGAGUUUGAAAAUGGUCCAGAUCGGUGGAAAAUCAUGGCCGCCAGGGGGUGGGGCAGUUUUCUCUAUAUGUAUAUAGUGAAAGCAUUUGAACAGUCUAGUUGUGAUAAGCCAUAAUGUUAAAGAAAGAUAACUUGUACAUACUUUCUAAUAGUUAACUAAUAGUUAAAUCCCUUGUAUAAACCUGGGACUUCUUUCAUAGAAUGUGGUGUACAUAAAGACAGUAGUUUGCAUGCAAUUUAAUAAACCUAUGUCAUAAAAUAACUGUACAUGUACUAAUGCACUGUAGAGCCUAAUCUUUGAUCUUUACUGAUAAGCCAAGUUAACCUACUGUGUUUUUGUGUAUUUAGCAGACUACUGUGCUAUGAAACUGAUUCCAUGGCAACCUCGUUAUUUGGCAUUUUCUAAAUUAGAAAGACCCUUUUGAUUGAAAUAACUUUUGUAAAUUCUUCUUAUUUUUUACAUUUGAGUCACUGGAGUUUUCCACUCUCCAUAAAUUGUAUUCUUUAGAUUAAGUUAGACUUUUUUAUAAACAAAAUGUUUGAAGCAACUUCUAGACUAACAGUAACUAAUAUUUAUAUCAGAUUGUGAACUUCUUUUUACAUUCAUUUAGGUAUUUUCUGUAUUUGUUCAUUUUUAACGAUGCAUUGAUUCUUUUGACUAAAGUUAGUUAUUUUCAUUAAAGCUGCUUUGGUUGUCACUUACCGAGUAUAGAUUAAUUCUUUGAGUGUAUUCAGGCGUAUCUGACUGGUCGCCUUUAGUUAAUUGAAUUACAACCAGUAAGUAUGUUAGAAAUUAGCGUUCUUUAAUUAGACUCGAUAAAAAUUUCCGUAUUACAGUUCUCGCACAGUUACAUAACACGUAACCGUCCCGUAACCGGUUCACUUGCGUAAGCGAACGAGACCGCACUACCACAAUUGUUUAUAGUAAAACAUUGUGAAUACUUUGAGUCACAUUUUUAGUUCAAUCUGAAUGACACUUGCUGAUCUUCACACAUGGUGACAAUCUUUAUGAGCAUAAUAUUUUUUGCUCAUGGUGAACUUUUGUGAUCACCUUUUGUCAAUUGUCUGUCUUCCGUUGUGCGUCAUGAAUAUUUGCCUUGUUAACACUGUAGAGGCCACAUUUAUUGUUGGAUCUUCGUGAAACUUUUUCAGAAAAUUUGCCCCAAUAAUAUCUUGGACGAGUUCAAAAAUGGUUCCAGUCUGUUGAAAAACAUUUCCGCCAUGGCGCCAUUUGUUGUUCAUUCUUCAUGAAACUUGGUUAGAACAUUUGUUCUAUUGAUAUCUUGGGCUGCAAAGAACAGGUCAAUUCGUUUUAUCUCAGGUGAGCGACUUUGGGCCUUUCAGGCCCUCUUGUAAUAUUUUGAGAUUUAUAUUCAUUUUUGGAUUGUGCUUUACAUGCUUAUGUCUAUUUUUUAUUAUGUAUGUGUAUGCGUACACAUAUAAAUAUCAUAUCUACAACAGACAUUUCACAAUUGCAAUAUGUUAGAAUUGUUAAAUGUAUAUGUGUGAAUAUACGUGCACUUUUAUAUAUUUAUAUUCUAUUUAUUGUCUGAAUUUGAUACAAAUAAAUGGAAAUGAAUGA
This is a messenger RNA of Dreissena polymorpha, 7421 nucleotides long. RefSeq lists its product as uncharacterized. Lineage: Eukaryota; Metazoa; Mollusca; Bivalvia; Myida; Dreissenidae. The record is from RefSeq and is a predicted model, not a curated record.